Messenger RNA from Schistosoma turkestanicum, 1366 nucleotides. Lineage: Eukaryota; Metazoa; Platyhelminthes; Trematoda; Strigeidida; Schistosomatidae. The record is from the annotation of a GenBank genome assembly.
UUCGGAUUAGUUUUCGCGCGGAUUACCAACAAGAAACCAACCUGAAUGUGAUUGGCUUUCUCAGACUUCUCUGAAACACGAUGGACAUUGUUGAAAUGCUACUUUCGCAAUUUCCUAAUCCACAACAUCCAUAUGUUGCUAAAUGUGGUGCCUGUACUUGGAAAGCAUGUCAAAAAUGGGAUUUAUGUUAUCUUUCAAGGAAAAUAAAAAGUAGUUUAAAAUUUCGUUUGGCUAAAAAAGAAAGUAUCGAAGUACAAUGGGGAACAUCUUGUCCAUUUGUUAAUGCAACAUUAACAGAAUUUAAUGAAUGGAUAAAUGGAGUAGACAAUACAAAUAAUCCUUUUUCUAAGUAUCCUAAAGAAUUAUGGUGGGCUUAUGCAGAUUAUAUAGAUAUGAAAGAGUCAUCUAAAUUUCAAGAAAUAAUCAAAGAUUUAUCAUUUCAUGAAUUAUUUCCAUUUAUGAAUAAUAAUAAUAAUAUUCGUCCAGUCAUUUGGUUUGGAUCAUCUAAAUCUCAUACUAUUUGUCAUCGUGAUACAUAUGGAGUUAAUUUAGUUGUACAAAUUAAAGGUUCAAAACGUUGGAUAUUAUUUCCACCAUCAGAUAAUUCAUAUAUGUAUGAAACUCGUUUACCUAUAGAAGAAUCUACUAUAUAUAGCAAAGUUAAUUUUGCAUCCCUCAAUUAUAAAAAAUAUCCUCUUAUAUUAAAAACAACUCCUUAUCCUAUAACACUUUAUCCAGGAGAUGUACUUUUUGUUCCAAAAAAUUGGUGGCAUUUUGUUGAAUCAUCAUGUGAAUAUGAUUUUACUUGUUCAGUUAAUGUAUGGAUUGAUAUACCUUUACUUGAUAAUAAAGAACGAUUUAAAGAAUGUCUAACACAAAUAGUAGGCUUCUCUUUAAUAUCUAGUUAUCAUCAUACUAAUCAUCAAGCUUUGCUAUAUCGCACUGAACUAAUAACAUAUGAAAAUGAAUUCUGGUUUAAUAUUCUACUACAUUAUUUACGUGUAAUUUCUCAACAACUUAUCACUGGAUUUUGUUCAUCUUAUAAAACUGGAGAAGAAAAUGUAAAUGAAUCCAAAAGAGAACGAAUUAAAUUUUCUAAUAUAAACAAUUGGGAACCAUUACUAUCAGAUAAACUAAACAAUUUAUUUACUAUUUCAGAAGAAAAUCCUAUAUCUGUUAAUACUACUGUGAAUAAUACUAUUAGUUUUGAACAAGUUCUUGAUGCUUUCAUGAAACCGGAUGUAAUUGAUUUGGUUGCAAAACAUCUUGAAAAUGUUUUGGUUAAUAAAGAUUUAUAAUUAAAAUUGUUUUGAUUUAGUCCCUUUCUAUUUGUUAAUUAUAUAAAUAUAUUUUUUUAGUAAGAAAA